This is a messenger RNA of Sitodiplosis mosellana (orange wheat blossom midge), 898 nucleotides long. RefSeq names its product acyl carrier protein, mitochondrial (gene ND-ACP). The transcript has 5 exons. Gene Ontology annotation, biological process: fatty acid biosynthetic process. Gene Ontology annotation, molecular function: acyl binding; acyl carrier activity. The record is from RefSeq and is a predicted model, not a curated record. NCBI's taxonomy places the organism in Eukaryota, Metazoa, Arthropoda, Insecta, Diptera, Cecidomyiidae. Gene Ontology annotation, cellular component: mitochondrion. Bases 150 to 641 code for a protein of 163 amino acids.
UCAUUAUGCAACCAAAAAUAUAAUUCUAACUUAGCGAAAAAAGAGGGUUAUAUAUUCUUUGGCAUUUGAGACAAUUCGAAGAGGAGAAGAAAAAAAAGUCGAAAAAUUUGCUUUUAUUUUAAAUUGUUAUUCUAAUCAAAUCGUACGCAAUGGCACGUCUGGUACAAGGUUUACGGUGUGUUGUCAAUCAAAGUUUUAUGGUUGCACGAGUGGCCGGACCACGCAACAUUUUCCAACAUAGAUGUAUGCACCAUGGACUUUCAUCGACUGGCCUUAUCGCACCAUCGCUAGUCAAAUCCGUUCAGAAAAUUCGCUGCUGGCAAUCGAACCCGCCAAAGUCGAUGAAUUCGAAUGUGACCAUCACUAGACAUUAUUCAGCCAAACAACCGCUUACAUUAAAAUUAAUUCAAGAACGCGUCUUAUUAGUGCUCAAUUUGUACGAUAAAAUCGACCCAACAAAGCUUACACCAGACUCACAUUUCAUAAACGAUUUGGGUUUGGAUUCCCUGGACCACGUCGAAGUGAUCAUGGCCAUGGAAGAUGAAUUCGGUUUUGAAAUUCCUGAUUCAGAUGCGGAGCGAUUAUUCCGGCCAAAGGAUAUCAUUCAAUACAUCGCCGACAAAGAAGACAUUUACGAAUAAAACUCCUAGACAAUGUAAAGAAACGCAAGAUCACGACUCAACCUUGCGUACAAUAAUGAAAGAAAGAAAACAAAACAAAAACAAAAAACAUGAAACUAAAAGGGAAUUUUUUUUUCUGCGAAUGCUUUAAUUUCAUUCAAAUAAAUUGGAUGCAACCUCUAAUUGUUUUCCGUAAGAGAAAAUGCAUAAAACCGAAAAAAAAGAUAUCUGUAGGAACAAAAAACUUAAUAAUAAAGAAAAUUUACCAAAAAAAAAAA